Messenger RNA from Ipomoea triloba (trilobed morning glory), 657 nucleotides. RefSeq lists its product as uncharacterized. The record is from RefSeq and is a predicted model, not a curated record. The coding region runs from base 102 to 443 and encodes 113 amino acids. Lineage: Eukaryota; Viridiplantae; Streptophyta; Magnoliopsida; Solanales; Convolvulaceae. The transcript has 6 exons.
AGAAAGCAAUUUGAAAGGACAAGGACUAUUGAGUAUUGACUUGAAAUUCUUGCACCAGACGACGUUGAGCGUUCAACUCGGAGAAGGCAGGAGUUCCGGCCAUGGAUGAGCUUGAAUUCCGACGUUUUCUUGAGCUCUUCCCGGUCGUCAGAUCUCGCGAUUUUCACCUUGAAUCUGAGACGAGGCAAUCAGCUUCUCAGUCGGUGCGAAAUUUGGAGGGAAGGAAACUACUCAAUGAAGGGAAUGGAGCUGAUGGAGGUAGUUCUAAGACUCGGGAAAUUGACUACCAUGAUGCAUUUUGGAACAAACUGAAGGCAGUUGCAGAGCAAAAGGUUGGCACAGUGGAAGCAGAAAAGUUUUGCAAGGCAUUUCAGCAAGUUUACAUGAAACUUGUUUAUGAAGAACUGAGUUCAGAUGCUGCUCAUAGCUUUCUAAACUCAUGAUAUGGUUUUAGACACUGUUUUCCCCUGUUAGGGGCUAGAAUUCCGGAAGCUAUCUGUUUGCGUGCUCUUCAAUCCUUUUUAUUCAUUGUCUUGCUGUUUUACUCCUUCAUAUCAGAGCUGUACUAGGCUAUCACAUAUUCACAUGUAAACUUCACUGUUUUAUCUUUUACUAUUAGUAAAAACAAAGUUGUGUAUUGGUGCUUUUCCCAGUUUA